Messenger RNA from Daphnia pulex (common water flea), 888 nucleotides. Its product is annotated as mRNA-capping enzyme-like. Bases 291 to 815 code for a protein of 174 amino acids. Gene Ontology annotation, biological process: 7-methylguanosine mRNA capping. Gene Ontology annotation, molecular function: ATP binding; mRNA guanylyltransferase activity. NCBI's taxonomy places the organism in Eukaryota, Metazoa, Arthropoda, Branchiopoda, Diplostraca, Daphniidae. The transcript has 3 exons. The record is from RefSeq and is a predicted model, not a curated record.
AUCCUCCUCCAUGGUGGAAAAAUAACUGCGUGACGUGUUCCGCUUCCGCAAUUCACGUUUUUAUCUGCUGGUCGUCAUCCGUCUGUGAUCCAUUUAAGAUGGACCACCGAGGCCGAUCCGGGUAUUCUACUCCAUCAAAUUACUCGCGUAAUGGGAGAGGAAGAGGUCACCAUCAUUAGUCACAGAACAGAGCACCUAAAAAAUUCACCCUCAACACUGACACCAAAUUUCUGGAUAAUGUAGACGUUGCGGGGGUACAUCUUGUGAAUGAUUUUGACCUGGUUCGUGAAAUGCAAGUGCGUUUGGGAAAAUUCGCCAAAGGUCAGACUGAUUUUUUCCCUGUAAUGUGGCCCGUCUCCUUGUCGACGGAGAAUGUCCACUCGCUUGCAUCGGAGCCUUACGUGGUGGCACCCAAACCAUCCGGACCGCGGUUUCUGCUUUACAUUGAUUCUUCCGGGGAUAUUUUCCUGGAGAAUAUGACGCAACACAUCUUUCAUGUCGACGAGGAUCACGCCAUUAAGAUAGAAACGUUUGACGGGCGACCUGUCACUGACACUGUCCUCGAUGGGAUCAUUACAAGCGAAAAAUUCAAUGGUGCUGAUGCCAGUUGCGAGAAAAAUAAGGAAGAAGGAACUAACAGAAAAUUGACGUUUUUAAUUCGUGACGCAAUCAGAUGCAACGGAAAGGAUCUGACUAACUAUAAUAUUCUUAAACGAAUCACUUUUGUCAGGGAGGAGAUCUUGAUACCGAGUUGUGCCGGUGUGAAAAAGAACGAGGCAUUUGAUUUGGAUAUUGUCAAGUAUGAGGAAGCGUAAUCAGACUGAAAAUUAUUGGUCUGAUGAAUGCGCCCAGCGUUUCAAAUAUCAGUUUCGUUCGCUCAUGUUCUGC